Xenia sp. Carnegie-2017 is the source of this 3103-nucleotide messenger RNA. RefSeq lists its product as uncharacterized. NCBI's taxonomy places the organism in Eukaryota, Metazoa, Cnidaria, Anthozoa, Malacalcyonacea, Xeniidae. The record is from RefSeq and is a predicted model, not a curated record. The coding region runs from base 417 to 2912 and encodes 831 amino acids. The transcript is spliced from 10 exons. Gene Ontology annotation, cellular component: cytoplasmic vesicle; plasma membrane.
AGUAAGUAGCCGCCGUUUCUGUGUCCUCAGGAAUUAAAUCAAACUGUUUUUAGUGGUUUGUAUGGAAGUCUAAUUCAAAAUUGUACAUUCUUUCUCAAACAUCAUGGAAUAAAGAAUGUGCGCCGAGCAAAUUUAUAGUUUGCCAUCAAAACCUGUUUUUAAGCUGGUAGAAGAAACCAGCUAGUAUUGUAAAAUGCAUGUUCUCUGAUUGGCUGUUGUUCUGCAAGUACAUGUUCUUUCUAGCUGCGUUUACAAAUGAAUAGAUGUUGAAUUUAAAUAAAAUGAUAAGUUUAGCUGUACGUAACAAAAGACUGCCUUGUCACUAAUGUUUAAAGUACAAGAAACGGGAAGCAAGGGUUGCUUUGAAAAGUUAUUUUAAUUUUAAACUAUUUCAUGUUAAUUUUUGCUUGCAAGUCAUGGAUUGUUCGAUUCGAUUUAUGUCAUUGUUAUUUUUUGUACGUUGCUUGUUUGGCGAAGACGUCCAUGAACUUAUCCAUAGAACUGAAAGACAAACAUCUCGACUUAAGUGCUCAUAUACCUCGGUUUUGCACGGUGUUAUUCCACAGACAAGAUUUACCAAGGAACAUUUAGAGCAUCUUGGAGUGGUCAAUAAUAUUGAAGAAUGUGUACAAAUGUGUUGUGGCUCACAUAACUGUGACUUUGCUUACAUGUUAGCAAAUCAUUGCUAUAAAAUUAGAUGUCAAAAGCGCUACAAUUGUCGACUGAUUUCGUUGAGAGGAAGACGUAAGAUUGCUUCAAGGCUUGUGAAACUUGUGAGAAAGUCAUUAAAUGAUGAUUCUCAGACGUUUCGUAUGUCAUCACAUGAUGAUGAAUUAUUGUGCACACACAGUCCAUUUACAACAAAUGUUACUUUACGUGGCGGAAGAAAUGCUGGCAAUUUUACCAACCUUGGUGAUGUUGAAUCAAUGCACAUGUGCACAGCUCUUUGUUGUGCUAAACCUACAUGUGAUCUUGCUUUCAUGAUUCAAAAUACAUGUAUUGCUGUUGAAUGCCUUAGUGAGGAGAUGUGUCAAACUUUAAGGGCAAGACCAAACAAGUUGAAUCCAAAGAUCUCAUACAUAAGACGUAGGGAAAUCAAUCAAAAUAUAAGAAAAGCAAAUAUUGCAUUUGGUCAACCAUCCUCUCCAUCUUUCAUGCAAGCACAGCGACCUAAACCAAAAUUGCAAAAGAUCACAGUCACAAAAAAUCCCCACACUUGUAGUGUUACUAUGGCAGCAUUCAAUGUUACAUUACGUCAUGGCUUGGAUGGUGAGAGCACUAAACUUUUGGGUGAAGUCCAUACUAUGAAGAAAUGCAUAGAUCUAUGUUGCAAACAUAUUGGCGGAAAUACCGCUCUUCUAUUGGCUGGUAAAUGCUACGUCAUUAUGUGCUCACGUUUUAAACGAUGUGAGACAAUUCCACUGGCUUUAAAAGGUAUAACGUCGCAAUUAGCGUACUUGAAAAAACCAAAAUCUCAGCUUAAUUACAACGGGAUUGAUGAGAAAACAGCGACGGAAAUGAAAAGAACUUUAUGCUCCAGCAAAGUAAUUUUAAAAAAUCAUUUUCUCAAAGGAGGCAUAAAUUCUGGGAAUUUCACCAUGAUUGAAGGAGUGAAUGAUAUUUUCAACUGUACAAUGGCAUGUUGCAAUAAGAGGAGCUGUGAGUUAGCUGUUACUUUUAAUGGUAUUUGUUACAUUGGCACUUGCUUGGACAAGUGUAAACCAGUUAAACUUCCCAAUAGAGCAGCUGGAUUUACGUCUCAUCUUGGUCUUAAAAUAGGACAUAAAGACAAAACAGUAUCAGAACGUCAAACAGUCUCCUCUGCAAACACACAUAAGAUAGUAAGCUAUCGUUUACCAGCUCCUACAAUUCUGAAAACAAGCGCAUGUUCAGCUGAAAAAAUCUUCCAUAAUGUAACAUUGAUCGGUGGUAUGAAAGCAGCUAACAUUACAUCGCUGGGAAAAGCUAGUAAUAUGCAAGAAUGUAUUGGGAUGUCAUGUGAUUACGGUCAGGGUGAUUUGGUGUUGAUGCUUCAGAAAAACUGCUAUACGGUGAAAUGUGUUAAUGAAAGAGUUUGUAAAACGAUCCCUGCUCAACCAUCCAAGUUCUUUUCCCGCGUUGCAUAUCUGAAAUGGGGCUCUACAAUAAACGAGACAGAUGUUACUCUGGAUCAAUCAGACAACAAAAUGUACCCAAAAUGCUCUCGAAGUCACAUCCUUCAUAAUCACACAUUGAAAGGUGGCUUGCGCGCCGGUAACUUUUCUGUUAUUUCCCAAGUUGAUAGUAUCGAAAACUGUGCAGCAAUAUGUUGCAACGAAGACAACUGCAAUUUGGCUCUCAUGCUAAAUGAAGUAUGCUAUAUUGGAGACUGUGCUAACUCUGACCUAUGUGUACCUGUUCCUGUGCUUGGGGGUCCAAGAACGACUUCUCAGAUUGCAUUUAUAUCUAAUCCUAGAAAAUCUUCAGAUAACGAUCUUAUAAAUGAUUAUAGUUUGAUUUAUAUCUUCGUGGGAUCUUUUGCUAUGAUUAUCAGUAUUGUUGGUGUAAUGUGGGCAAUUUUCUUAUGUAUGAGAACAAGUAGUCCCUUGAGCAAAGGAAAGGAUCGUCUCUCUACAAUUGGCAAAGACAGUGAAUUACUUCGCGAUCUAAACAUAUACUCUUCAUGGAAUGACCAAGAAAACGAACUACACAAUUUAGGACUUUUCACAAACAACGGUCCUUUGUUUCUAAGCCAAAGUGAAUCUGAAGAAGACUUGUCAUCUUUAGAGGAGUACAAGAAAAAUAGAGCAGAAUUUGACAACUUAUCAUCAACUGAUGAGCGAGUUUCAUGUGAUAAUUUUAAUAACAAAAAUCACAUUGACCUGAUGAACGCUUUGAAUAAAAAGGCUGAAAAAACUAUGCAAAAUUUAUGAAGCUGUUUUUUGAUAAAAGAACUUUUUGGAUGAGAGAAAAUCGAGCAUUUAUAAAUAUUAUGUUUUUUGCUGCACAGUGUUCUGACUUUGGAAAAAAAUAAGAGUUACGUUUGUGGAAUGUAAUAAAGCAACAUAGUAUUUGAUAAAAUAACUUUUUGUGUACAAUAAAUGACAAGCUCAGUUUGCUGUAA